AUGUUAACCUACGAGCGAAUUUGUUGGAUUGCAGAAGAUGGUAAAUCAUCCGGAAAGCUGAUUGUCGAUGAUGGCGAGAGCAUAAUGGACUUCGACGCUAACGAAUAUUAUGAAUUGGAUAUCGACUUCUCAAUGAAUGCUAUGCACUCGAAGCUUGAACUCAGCCUUGUCCGGAAGAAGGCUAGUUUCUUACGUGUGGUUUGA
Anisakis simplex (herring worm) is the source of this 204-nucleotide messenger RNA. The record is from the annotation of a GenBank genome assembly. NCBI's taxonomy places the organism in Eukaryota, Metazoa, Nematoda, Chromadorea, Rhabditida, Anisakidae.